GGCCUCCUCUUUCUCUUGCUCCCACUGAAAAGCCCACAAUAAUAAUGAUAAUAUUCAUAAGCACUCAGGCCUCUCGCAUUUGCUCGUUUGUUCUGGGAAGCGGGGCCGGCUGCAUGGGCGGGGAACAUCGAGAGACGAGAGCGUCCAGGAGAGUGACGCAAAAGAAGGGGCCAUUAUAUUUUGCUUCCUGAAAAAAGUGCGUCCAGCAGGGAGUUUAAUGUAGCAUCUAGGGUGUAUUUUUAAAGCAGGUAGAUUUAUUUAGCUCUAAAAUGGACUUGUAUGGGAAGAUGGCUGCUACCCAGGAUGUAAAAGGGAAGGGAGAGGGAGGGGACCAAAACUUUGACUACAUGUUCAAGCUGCUCAUCAUCGGCAACAGCAGCGUGGGCAAGACGUCUUUCCUUUUCCGCUAUGCCGAUGACGCCUUCACCUCAGCCUUUGUCAGCACGGUGGGCAUCGACUUUAAAGUGAAGACCGUGUACAAGAACGACAAGAGGAUCAAGCUGCAGAUCUGGGACACAGCGGGCCAGGAGCGCUACAGGACCAUCACCACAGCGUACUACCGCGGGGCCAUGGGCUUCAUCCUAAUGUACGACAUCACCAACGAGGAGUCGUUUGGCGCUGUGCAGGACUGGUCAACCCAAAUAAAGACCUACUCAUGGGAUAAUGCCCAGGUGGUGCUGGCAGGGAAUAAGUGUGAUAUGGACGAGGAGAGAGUGGUGUCAGUGGAUAGUGGCAGACUGCUGGCAGAACAGUUGGGCUUUGAAUUCUUUGAGACCAGUGCCAAGGACAACAUCAACGUGAAGCAGACUUUUGAACGCCUCGUCGACCUAAUUUGCGACAAGAUGUCUGAGAGCUUGGACAGCGAUCCCGCUGUCACCACAGGAGCCCCCACUGCCAAACUCACAGACAGUGCUCCUCCGCUGCAGCAGCAGGGGUGCAACUGUUAGUGUCUGAUGUCAGGGAGCAAAGGGAGGUCCUGUAAGGUGUCAGAGUUUUUGUUUCUCCCUCAGCGUCAUCACUCCUGCUAGUGCUGCUUUCUUUGGACACUACAGUUCAAACCCUGUUAAGUGGUAGAAUUACAAAUUGCUGUCGUAUUAUCUCUCAACUUUUAUCACCUUAUAACAAGAGCAAGUAACCAGACAAACAGACAUGGCUGUGUAAAAUGUGUAACACUACAGGAAAUUUACAAUAUAAAGACACCAUAUUCUCAUUUCAGCUAGUUAGUGUGGUUAUAAACCAAGUAUGAUCGAUAAGGCCAUAGUCAAUAUGUACAGUUAAUCCUUAAGACCUUUAAGAUCUUUAAGACCUAGAAUAAAUAAAAAGUGAGGAGAAACGUGA
Molecule: messenger RNA, 1338 nt
Organism: Notolabrus celidotus (New Zealand spotty)
Lineage: Eukaryota; Metazoa; Chordata; Actinopteri; Labriformes; Labridae
Gene: rab3c
Product: RAB3C, member RAS oncogene family
Exons: 5
Coding region: 270-947 (225 amino acids)
Biological process (GO): protein secretion; protein localization to plasma membrane; regulation of exocytosis
Cellular component (GO): plasma membrane; synaptic vesicle; endosome
Molecular function (GO): GTP binding; GTPase activity
Source: RefSeq, a predicted model, not a curated record